Molecule: messenger RNA, 7068 nt
Organism: Porites evermanni
Lineage: Eukaryota; Metazoa; Cnidaria; Anthozoa; Scleractinia; Poritidae
Source: the annotation of a GenBank genome assembly
GGAUAUCAGAUUUAGCAAUUCGAUUGACAAGGGAAAAGAUACCAAGGCCAUUAAAGAAACUUAAAAGUCGAUAUAAAGGUUGAAUUACACUUCCGAUUCGAUCAGAGUUGCUUCGAUAUGUAUUUGACCAGAAUAUCCUCUGCGACGAACCAUUCAAGACAGAGACUUUCUGGCGAUGCUAGACAAAUAGAUUUGAAAUCGCAUAAAGGUUUCUGUCACUGUUCCAAACACACAGGUGCAAAAGCUGGCAAAACUGUUGUUCCAAAUAAAGACCAAUUCUUCAACUAUGUAUUACUUAUAUUUACACUCAUAUCAGGGGUAAACUUGUAAAUUCAAAGCGACAUACGCUUACCGCAUUAUUGUAUGCUGGCAGCUAUAGGAAAAACAAAGCCAUACCGUUUAUUGACAGUAAAUUGGAUUAUGUAAAUAAGCCGUUCCUUUAGCAUUAACACAGGUGUAAGGAAUGUGUUGUUUCCAAUCAGUCGAGUAAGAAUUUAAUAAAAAAUAUCUACGCCUAGGGCACUUCAAAAGAAGACUAACUGCGUUUCUUGUAAUUUUAACUUAGGGUUAAACAGACGAAUUAUUAUUCCUUUCAUGUCGAUAUAAACACAUCUUUUAAAUAAUCAUUUCAAUGUGAAACGAAAACUUCCAAGGGCAAGUUAGGGAGACAAAAAUUUAUUGGAGUCUCUCGACGAAAUCCUGUGGUUUGAUCAUUCAAAUGAUAUCUCUCCAAGUAAUGUUUAACUUGGUACUAUAGCUUUUCAGUAUUUUGCAAAAAUCACAUUUGGGGUCAUAAAGUACCUUUCCAACUCUUAAGAGUAAAGGGGUUUACAUUUGGACUAGAAAUAUUGUUCUGACCUUUUCACUUGUAUAUCUGUAUGUCCUUACGUUCAUACUACAGCCUCUAUUAGGAAGCAAAGUAUCUCUUUGUAUAAACCCAGGCAAAGAUAUCUCAUGAGACUUUAUAAAAGGUAAUAACUCUGACGAAUUAUGGAAGUUUGUUGAGAUUUAGCUUUUUUCGCCCCUGAUGAAGGUUAUUUUUCCCCAUCCAUAGCUAUCCAAUCAGCCUUGCCUUCAAUCUUUAGUUGUUGAGAUUUCUGUCGAAUAGUCUCAGCUCAAGUCGCAGUCGAAGAUACAGUAAAUUAUCGAAUAACACUGAUUCAAGUAGGGAUCUUGAAAAAUUGGGAUCACCAACGCUAAACCACUUUCUAAAAAUAUGAGGUGAGCAUAAACUGAAACAUGACUGCAAUUUAAAUUAUACGGGUUUCUCUUAAGCUGUUACCAUGUGUGCUACCCCAAGUAGGACAGGUUGUUGAGAUUUCAGACUCCCAUCUAUAGCAAGUAGAUGAACCGCUCGUUCAAACGUUUAAUAGCAUUAAAAGUGUUCAUGGAUUACCUGCAAGACAUGUAUGGUCACCCGCCCCUAUAUUGACAGGCAAAACUGCAGAUGUUACCAGAUACAGAGUACUGUUUAUGAUUCAUAAGAAAAUCUUACUUAGUAAGUAGUUAUAUACUUGAUAGAUAUUUAUAACUGCUGAAAGCCCGCGUCUUGUUAAUUCAUAAGCUUAACUCCAAACCCCACAUACAACAAAGACUUAGCUAAAACACCAAUACACUAAACAUUAACUUAUUUUCUUGAUAUGAACUCUUCACAAUGAACACGAAUUUGAAUUUACUAGGCUUUCUACAAAAAAUGUUCCACAAACUAAAAUGGAAUUAACCUGAUAAUAUGCCACUGUAAGGUUCAUAGAUGCUUGAUAACUAGAACUACUUGUUUUUGCUUUUGAAACAUUAAGUCUGAAGUUAGGAAGGCGUGCAUACAGAAAAGAACACGGUACUUAGGUCAGCGUAGUAAAACAUUUUCUCGGUGAACCCACCGUUCCGUAAGACACGCCUGACACAAUAAACCCGUUCCAAUAAAAAUAACAUAAAUUUCCUUAAAAGGUGUGUUGAAGUUGAUAGUAACUUUAUCAAUUGUGCACCUUGAAUGGUAACCCAUACUGUCAAGCGGCCCCCCAAAAGAGCUCAGGACUCUCGACAAAACAGGAACAUUUCUAAAAACACAACCUGUGCACCGAAAUGAAAACAUCCGGCUUUGCAAAGAAAGGGAAACUUUGUUGCAGUUUGUUUUAAUUUAAACUAUACUUCUCGACGCUAUAAACUUCUGGUUCUAACAAAAAUGGGCGGAAGUCUGUCGUUCUUUUAGCUUCAAGAUUGAUACGUUGAAGUGCAACCACGCAUUCGACUAAAAGGCUUAUUUUGCUCCGCUACGGAUGUUUAUGAUUCCUUUAUCGUGAAUAGGCGUUUAUCAUGAUCUCAUGAAAGCCGCUUUUGAAAACUGGACAGUGGUUCUACAUCAUCACUACGCAAUGAAUCAUUUUUGUAGAACCAUUUUAUUACCAAAAACUAAUUUUGUACGAUGGUAGUUAAUGAUUUUCUUUAUCGUCAGCAUGCGCUUAUCAGAAUGUAAUCUUAACCAUAAAUACUGAUGAAAGCCUGUUCUGAAAGCAACACAUUUGUUUUAUAUUAUAAAUCACCUGUGUACCUAUUGCGAUAACCAGAUAUGUAGCCUAUCUUCUAGAAAAAGGCUAAAAAGUUAAUAAAAACUGUUGAGUAGGAAAAUAUACGGUUAUGGUUCAAAUGGAGUUGAUUACAUUAGGAAUUUUACAGCAUCAUCAAGAUAUCAAAUUGGAUGUUUUUGUUAUGAAGGAUCAUUUCCUACACAGGAAAAAAGGUUAUUAGUCUAGAACGAAACUUCCUUCUUCUUUUCAGUUAUCUUCCAGCAGGUCGUUAAAGCGUUGAAUCCCAGAGUCCAAAAUGUAAAAGAAGAUAAUCUAAUCCAAAGAUGUGGCCAUUCAAAUGGAACCUCUCCGAGGGUACUAUUUUGCGGCGCUAUUUUUACGAUAGGAGAUUAAGAAUUUUCCGGAUUGAGGUAUUUCGAUACUGACAGUGUUAAAAAAUAAUAAAAGAUACAUCAGUUUAUCAUAACCUUGAUUUCAAACUGCAAUAUCUCAUUUUAAACGGAGCGACUAGAGCUUAAAAACAACCGUUUUAUAUGGAUUAAAGUAUUCUGUGGUUAAAACAAAGCCUUCAUUAGAAUAAGUAGGAUAAAAAAAAGGCUACCAGCUUUGAAAAUUUGGCUACUGGUUUUAGAUUGCUCCAAAGCCCUAUGUUUAGUCGUAAAUAAUUACUUUACGAUAGCGAUCUUUUAAAUACGAGUGAUAAAAUUAACUGUUUAUAUUUUACAUGUGGAGAACAAUGCGGUACUUAGAUACCGUCCGGUUCCGCGAUGGCCACUGUUUGCAAAAAUAAAAGCAGGAGAAAGUAGCUAGGGAUGCCUGGAGGGGAGGAAAUUUUGGAAUCCACAUCCGUGGAUGAUGGAUACAAUUUCAAAACACCAGGAAUGGCUGGCGUUUUCUUUAUAGGAAAUAUCAUUUAGAGAAGUUAAAACAGUGGAGAUCUCACAGAUCCUAGAUUGAGCUGUCAGAACAACCUGCUUCUAAUGGCUUGUCAGACGUCCAAUAAAUUAUUCAUUUCUUUUUCGCUUAAUGGAAGGGCACACUUAGCAAGUAAGAGAAGAACAUCUCGAAUUUCAGAAGUUUAUGGCGCUUUCAAAACAGAAAAAUAUGUAGGUGGACUUUAAGCAACGAAAAAUGUGUCCAUUUUAAAUCGUUUGGUUCAAAUCUAACGUCAUUCUGAGUUAUGAGAAACAUUCUUCAAUGUCCACGUCAAUUUGUCAAAUGAUUCUUAAGGUUCAACAUUCAUAUCUGAUCUUCAACAAGAAUUAAGUGAAGAGAUAACAAUUGCUGUGAAGGGCGCACGAGGAAAGGUAAAACUUGUCACGGCUUGAAUAUUCGUUUUAGGCGCAUUUUCACUUGAACACUGAAACUUCUAACUUACAUAGUUUCCAAAUCGAUGGAAAAUAGCCAAAGUUUGUAUCAGUUUCCAUUUUAGGUGUCAAAAAUGGCCAGCUGUGGUGCUCGACAAGUUUAUGAGUUAGUCGUUUCACUUGUCUCUUAAAAUGAUUGGUAAUUACGAUGCGGUUGAACUUUAUUACACAUGUGAUGGUGCAAAAAUAUAAAAGUGUGCUUCUUAUAUAGGACUCCCUUUUUUUCUGGCUGAACUGGAGAAGAUAAUCCGCAGGAAUAACCAGAGGGGACUCGUCAGUUGUACUUUAAAAAUUUUGAAAUUCUCUUUUAUAAAGAGGGCUGUUUUCUUUUCGGUUUUCGGCUCAUCUAAUUUUUGUAGCAAGAAACCAUGUUAAAAAAAAGGGGAAUUGUACCAGACUAAUCACAACUUCACCCGCCAUCCUACAUUCAGAUACGUUUGUAUGACAAGCGGAAACACUGAGAUGGAAAACGAAAAGGACAUCAAAGUGUACGUAUAAAGGAACUUCUUGUUCCAUUGGAAAAUGUACACUGUUGUCUUGAAAAGCAAAAUGUCCAAGAAACAAUCUGGCUAACACCUGGAUAAGCCAAGGAAGACAUGCUAUUGUUUAAUAUGUAUUUCGCUGAUUGGUUUGACUGUCAUGUCGACAACGAUAAAUUCGAAAAAUCAACAAACAGCGCCUUUGUUCGCGCCCGUCUCUCAUAACAUUAUUAGCCUUCUAAAUUAGCAUCUUUGGGGUAAUAGCUCGACGUAAACAUUAAAGUGCUACUUUUUUCGUGUCUCGGUUUUAUUAGUGGCCGAACAAACAGUCGCUGGGGAAAGAAUAGUCGCUGUGUGUUGGGUUUCAAACAUAAUUUACUCGCAGUCAGUUAUUACCAAUUUCAAACUUUUCGAGUUUCACCAUGGCGCGUUUCAUUAAAGCCACUAAUGAGUUGAAAAGGCGCGAAUCGAAGGUAAUUGCAUUUGGCGCUCGGCGGUGAGUCUUUCUCCUCAAGGACCCGUGUUUGAGCGGAAGUGGCCUUUUUCGAAAACGCAAAGAAGUGGAUUGACAUUGUUUCUAUGGUGUUUGAUUUAACAUCUCCUAAGAAAAUAUAAACCAUCUGGAUAGCGCUAGCUGACCAAUCACAGACUAAGGUUGAAGUUCUAAUCUUAAUUUAAUAAUGACAUUGUCACGCCACUGAAUGAAAAUUUGCCUGAUCAGUUCUGGGUGACAUUUGCUUUUUGACUGUGUGUGCAAUUUGAUUCCAAGCAGCUAUAAAGAGUGCGAGUGCCGUCUUAAGUUCAGACAAACAGACAAUACAAAGAAGUGAUCGUGAAAGGAUAAACCGACCCCGCCGCUGCUGCACAACUGAUCCCAGCAACGCAGAAUGUUGCCAACCUUCAGCUUCACCCCAGAGCAAGUGGCGUGCGUCUGUGAAGUCCUUCAACAGAGCGGAGAUAUAGAGCGCCUCGGGAGGUUUCUGUGGUCUCUUCCAGAAUGCGAAACAAUCCAGAAGAACGAGAGCGUGCUAAAAGCAAAAGCUUUAGUUUCCUUUCACCAGGGAAACUUCCAAGAACUGUAUCGUAUCCUGGAAAACAAUUCGUUUUCACCGAGCUCGCAUCCUAAGCUGCAGUCGCUGUGGUUAAAGGCCCAUUAUAUUGAAGCGGAGAAACUCCGCGGUCGACCUCUAGGAGCUGUUGGAAAGUAUCGUGUUCGGCGCAAAUUUCCUCUACCAAGAACGAUCUGGGACGGCGAGGAAACAAGUUACUGUUUCAAAGAGAAAUCAAGGAACAUAUUGAGAGAGUGGUACUCGCACAACCCUUACCCGUCACCUCGGGAAAAGAGAGAACUGGCCGAGGCAACAGGUCUAACUACGACACAAGUUAGCAACUGGUUCAAGAAUCGAAGGCAACGAGACCGAGCGGCGGAAGCUAAAAUUAGGUAAGCCUUUGCUCGAGAGAUAUUUGUCAUCUAUUUAUGGCUUACGAUCACAAACGUUUACCUUCACCUCAAAUCACUUUAGAAAGCUUAGUUUGUCAUACAACACUAAAUUAGCCAGUCCGAGAAGGCAUGUACGACUCCUGACUCUGGGCUUACACUUUUGGACUGUCUGUAUAUUUUGUUCCUCUCGCAAAUUUAAGAUUUGUUUAGGAUAUUUAUUGAGCUUCUUGAGGGUCGGAAGUUGAUAUAGCGACAUAAACAGUAACUAGCUGUUCAUUUCAUGUAAAUUAAAUUUUCCUUCAAGAAAGGGGAUCGUUUUCAGCACACAUCAAAUAUACAUAUAUAUCAGUUCAUGACAAUCUGUGUGCGUGUAUAUACUGACCACAUUAUCGAUAGCAAUACCACGCUUCUUCCUUGAUCGACCUUUUUAUGCCAAAGAGAAGCGGAUACGGGAGUAUAUUCAACGAUUUGGUCUGACCCUGCUCUUGAAGUGAUGGAAAAAUCAUAAUGGGCGAUGGCUCACGCGAGUCAUUCAAAUGUUGAAAAGCCGGUCGGCAAGGCAGAGAUAUACUUCAGUCUGAUAUUUGCGGCUUAGCCUAUCACUAGAUAUCAAACUAAGUACUAAGUCGCAAUAAUAUUGGGCCUGAAACACUCAUUUAAUGUCGAGCAUUUAAUGCAAUCAGACGCUGAGGUGUUAAAUUUUAGUACUAUAUAAUUAUGUCACCCUGAAUGGGGAACACUGGGAAACUUUUAGUGAACUGUUCCAAGACAAACUUCUUUUGUUUUGUGCUAUUGGUAAAAUAAAAUUUAGGAUUUUGUUUAAAGAAACGUGGACACUUUUGGGAUUAGAAUGAACAAAGGACGAGAAACAAGUUGACGUUUACACGUCAGAAGUCGCGCAUUAGUGAGUGUAAGGGGGUUCGCGCUCGUUUAUCAUGUCCUAACCGUUGCUUCUGUUGAUUGUGAGCAGAGAAUCAACUGUGGAUAUAAGAACCAAGCAGAUGCUGAACCCUGAGAAGCAGACAAUGCUCGGCGACGUUAAAAAGUGCGGAAUUCCCGAUUUUUCCCACUGUAUGAAUGGCGGGCAUAUCACAGGGUCACACACGCCUGUGCCAGUUAAACUGGAGGUGGACGAUCCAACGCUUAUGGCCGCGAUGUCGCAGGAAUCAAUGGCGCCUGUAUCGGCCACUGAAUUUACACAUGGACUUCACGAGAAUCACAUGCUUACCACAUUAACAAACUCGCUAGUAGGACUAUAG